Molecule: messenger RNA, 1916 nt
Organism: Pocillopora damicornis (cauliflower coral)
Lineage: Eukaryota; Metazoa; Cnidaria; Anthozoa; Scleractinia; Pocilloporidae
Molecular function (GO): oxidoreductase activity
Source: RefSeq, a predicted model, not a curated record
AAGGUAGUCGAUGCGUGUAUUACGCGGCCGUAUGAAUUUACAAAAUUUGCAUUUUAAAAGGCACGGUAGAGAAGGUCCGUUGCGGGAUUGUUUUCAGGGCCGCUCUGGUAAUCACGUCUGUGACGGUAAAUGGUCACGCAAGGGUGAAAAGCUACAAAACCAAACAAGAAAUUAUUGUAUUUUGAUGACGUAGGACAUGUCGACCCUUGUCUUUUCCUCGGUUUGGAGACUGUCUAAUCCCCUUUGGCGUUCAGUCAGAAAAAUGUCAGUAUGUUUCUCGUCAUCCCAAACGUCUUCGACCAAAGACAGCAUUUUUGAACGAAUACCUAGAGAGGAGCUGGUGCCGAAUAUCAGGUCGGGGCUUCGAGACAGGGAGUUCCUCUCUGGCUCUGUGGAUGGAGGUUUCCCAGAGUUCUUAGGAGUACCAGGUGACUCUUUCCCCCUAGGAUUGCGAAUCAUUAACGGGAAUCAGUUCUCUCUGGGAGAGUUGAGUGCAAAAUGUAUGGAAUACGUGCAGGAAAACAACUCUCUAAGCCCUGCGAUCGUGUUUCGCGGAUUACCUGCAAAAACGGCAGAAGAUUUCUUGACUAUAACCCAAGCUAUCAAGGGGAAACCUCUGAGUUAUGCGGGUGGUAACGUUCCUAGGCCGCGUGCUAUAGAAAACUCUGAGAUCUACCAAGCUACAACUGAAGAUCAAGCUGUAACGAUCGAAUUGCAUCAUGAAAUGGCAUAUAGUAGUUCCUUUCCAUCAAAGGUGUUCUUUUUUUGCUUGCAAGAGCCCGCAGACGGUUGUGGUGGUGAGACACCGCUGGCCAAGAGCAGCGAAAUUCUUCUCAAACUGGAUCCUGAAGUCGUGAGGAAGUUUCAAAGUAAAGGAGUGAAGUACGCAGGUUAUUGGCCCGACAAAUCUCACGCAGAAUACGCGAGCUGGCAGCAGCAGUAUUACACUGAUAAUAAAGAGGAGGCGGAAAAGAAAGCCAAGCAACUUUAUGACACGGUUGUAUGGGACGACAACGGUGAUAUGAACUGGUCCAACGUGAAGCCUGCCUUCCUUCGUCAUCCGAAAACGGGAGAAGAUAUCUGGUUUAAUCAAGUGACAAUCCACCAUCAUACCUAUCAUGACUCAUUGCCAAUGUUCAAGAGCAUCGAGCUCCCGCCCCACAAAUAUCCAUGUACGGUCUAUUAUGGAGACGGUAGCACCAUCGAGCCUGAAGUGAUCCAACACUUGAGAGCUGUGUCAUGGUCAUGCGCAGUUGGAUUUCGGUGGAGGAAGGGUGAUUUGUUAGUGUUGGAUAAUCUGACUGUUCAACACGGACGAAUCGGCUUCACAGGAAAGCGAGAAAUACUGGUGCAUUUGAUGACUAACUGAACGUCAGUGCUUACGAGAUGUUUUAUAUCAAGUCUUGAUCACGGAAAAUUUCCCAGUAUUUUGACUUUGAAUUAUUUUCUCUUUCAAUUGUAAAAGUAACAGUCAACAUAUAGAUGAUGAUUUUGAUAUCUUUGACACUCUUUUAAUUAAGCGUCGGACAGAAAUCAAAUCUUUACUGGCCGAUCAGAACGAAGGUCUGACGCUUGAUUCCUGAAGGGGACUCCCAGGUUUUUCUUUGUCCUGCGCUAGUGGUAUGACGAGUACACAUCUUUCUCGGAUGAAAUUGCACUUUCAUUUGAAAAAAAGAGAAAUCAACUACAAUUCACUUUGGUAACGAGGCAAAACCCGGGUAAUUUGGAAAAGUCGGCUUGCCUCCAAAUAUCCAGACCCGUUAACCCUUUAACUUCCAGAAGUGAUUAACACGUAACUUCUCCCUAUAGUAUUUAUACAUUAUCCAUCUAUGAGGUAGUGAGAUUAACCUAACUUAUCAGGUACAAGAUAUUAUCUUGAUUAAACACCAAAUUCUCGUAACCAAUUUACAAGGAAA